This is a messenger RNA of Salmo salar (Atlantic salmon), 682 nucleotides long. Its product is annotated as gamma-crystallin B. Gene Ontology annotation, biological process: visual perception; lens development in camera-type eye. NCBI's taxonomy places the organism in Eukaryota, Metazoa, Chordata, Actinopteri, Salmoniformes, Salmonidae. The record is from RefSeq and is a predicted model, not a curated record. Gene Ontology annotation, molecular function: structural constituent of eye lens.
AAUACUACCGUUUGUCCAUGGAUUAUAAAGAGAGGACGCACCUCCCAACCCGUGCUGAGUGCCAGUGAGACCAAAGUUAACCUUCACAAUGGGAAAGAUAAUUUUCUACGAAGACAGAAACUUCCAGGGUCACUCUUAUGAGUGCGGUGGAGAAUGCUCUGACCUCCAUGCCCACUUCAGCCGCUGCAACUCCAUCAAGGUGGAGAGCGGCAACUGGAUGGUGUACGAGAGGCCCAGCUACAUGGGCUAUCAGUACUUCCUGAAGGAAGGCGAGUUCUCCGACUACCAGCGUUGGAUGGGCUUCAAUGACUGCGUCAGGUCCUGCCGCAUGAUCCCCCAGCACCAGGGAUCUCACCGUAUGAGAAUCUUUGAGCGCUCCGAGUUCGGAGGACAGAUGACGGAGUUGACGGACGACUGCCCCAACCUCCACGAGCGCUUCCAUUACAAUGACAUCUACUCUUGCAAUGUGAUGGAGGGCUCCUGGCUUUUGUAUGAGCACCCCAACUACAGGGGGCGCCAGUACUUGCUGACCCCGGGAGAGUACAGGAGAUACAACGACUGGGGAAGCAUGAGCGCCAGGGUGGGCUCCGUCAGACGUAUUGCUAUGUAAGAAGCUGAAUGUAUGACUGUUGAAUCAAUGACCAAUGGGAAAUCAUUUUGAAAUAAAUCCAUCCACACAUUA